GUUCACUAAGGCUAGUGAUUAAGCGCUUAAGGAUGAGGCCCAUAUCCUUGCUGGCGGUGCUUCUGCUCGCAUCUGGGGCUUGUGCAGCAAGGCUCGCCUCAAGCGAGGAGGGCUUCAUCGCAUCCACUAGGAAGGUCACAUAUGGCCAGCUGACACCUGAGGCAGCUGCUGACAAGAUCAACUCGUUGCCCGGCUUCCAGAACGCCCUCCCGUCGAGCCAUUUCGGUGGCUAUGUGACAGUGGACCCCGCGCGAGGUCGGCGGCUGUACUACUACUUCGUGGAGAGCGAGCGGGACCCCGCGAACGACCCAGUGGUGUUGUGGCUCAACGGCGGCCCCGGCUGCAGUUCCUUCGACGGCUUCGUGUACGAGCACGGCCCCUUCACGUACCAACUGACCCAUGGGCCGGCGGGGCCCGGGGGCGAGGGCGGCCGGGGGCUGAGUGUGCAGCUGAGGAGCAACCCCUUCGCCUGGAACAAGGUGGCCAACAUGCUGUUCCUGGACUCCCCCGCGGGGGUGGGUAUGUCGUACAGCGGGCACGCGGGGGACUACGAGGUGGAUGACGACCGUACGGCGGCGGAUGCGGACGCCUUCUUGCGCGGCUGGUUCGCGCGCUUCCCGCAAUUCGGCGAUAACGACUUUUAUGUCAGCGGUGAGAGCUACGCGGGUAUCUACGUGCCCAACCUGGUGCGGCAGGUGCUGCUGGGGAACGAGGCGGGGGAGCGCCCGCACGUCAACAUUGUGGGCUACCUUGUGGGCAACGGCUGCACGGACGAGCGCUACGACGGCAACGCGCACCCGCCCUUCGCGGCGGGGAAGAGCCUGCUGCCCUGGGCGGACUUCAGGAGGCUGGAGGCGGAGUGCGGGGGCGAGUACUGGAACAGGAGCGCGGGCAGCUCCUGCGACCGGCUGUGGCGGCAGCUGACCCCCAACCUGCAGGCACUUAAUGUGUACGACACGCUGCAGUACUGCUUCCACGCGGCGGGGGCGGGGGCAGCAACGGAGGGGCAGCAGGGGGGGCGGGCAGUGGCGGCAGCCGACCCACGAGCUGAGCGCCGCAACCGCGUCCUGCGCCGCGCCCUGGGGUACCAGCACCAGCAGCAGCAGCAGCAGGAGCAGGAGGAGGCGGAGGCGGUGCCCAUGUCCACCCAGACCACCAUCACCACCGCCACCACCCGCACCUCCUCCUCCUCCCGCCUGGCUGCCGCCGCUGCCGCUGCGGGUCUGGAGGGCGUGUGGCCGCUGCCGGGCGGGGUGGUGCGGCCCGGGCCCGUACUCAACUGGGCGCAUGUGGCGGGGCGGCUGGCGGCGGCGGCAGGGGGCCCGGCAGCGGAGGGGCAGGGGCGGCUGGGGGUGACUCCGCCCUGCACGGACUCCAGGUCAUGCGGCGGGGCGGGUCAGGGCACUGACCCAGGUCCCCGGGUCAGCACUCCGCCUCCUCGCCCUCCUCUGUCGCACAGCCCCCCCUGCACCGACUCCAGGGCGGCCGACCUCUGGCUCAACGACCCCUCCGUCCGCGCCGCCAUCCACGCCGCCCCCGCCUCCUCCAUCGGGCCCUGGACGCUCUGCUCAGACAAGAUUUCCUACACACGGACCCACGGGUCCAUGAUCCCCAUCCACGUCAACAACACCCGCCGCCACGGCCUGCGGGCGCUCAUCUACAGCGGCGACCACGACAUGGCGGUGCCGCACACCGGCAGCGAGGCCUGGACCGCCGAGCUGGGAUACGAGGUGGAGGCGGGGUGGCGGCCCUGGUUCGUGGCGGACGAACAGGUUGCCGGCUACGUGGUCCGCUACGUGCACGGGCUGAGCUACGCUACCGUGAAGGGCGCGGGACACAUGGUGCCGGAGACCAACCCGCGGGAGGCCUUCGCAAUGUUCCAGCGCUUCAUUGACGGGGAGCCGCUGGCGUGAAGCGGCGGAGCAGAGGGGGGGGGCGCAUGCAGCAGCUGCAAGGGGGGGGGUCACACCGGUCGCCACACACACCCUGCGCGCGCCGAGCUAGGCCAGCUAGGGCAGCUAGGGCGGCGGCCGGGUGGCUGCGCACCUCUACCCUGCAGCUGCAUGAAGCAUUGUAGUAGCAUUGUAGCAUUGUUACUACUGUGUAUAGAGCAUUGUAGCAUUGUACGGCAGGGGCCCCUUGUACAGCAACCUGUGGCAAGCCAACUGGUCGAGUGGUAUACCACGUAGGGUAGCCACGGAUCCGUUGCCUUGUAGUGUAGUGUAGGCUAGAUGUUGUUGAGAGGGGCGGUUGAUGAAAGAAGCGGCUGUUAUGAAGCAGCAAGGGCCCCGGGUGUGUUUGUGUAACAUGUCGUUUAUUGGGCGCCUGUUGGGGGCCGGACAACUUGGGAGCAGCGCACACAUUGUUGCAUGGGCGCAACGCGUUUCCGGCGGGUUGGCUAACCGUCGUUUUGUCAAGGCGGUUGUUUGGUGGACGGCGGCGGGGAUGCGGAGCGUGCCGGGCGGGCGGGCGUUGUGCCCUCUUCAUAUGUACCUCUAUAUACGUACGUGCAAGACAGUGGGGGAAGAAUCUGUAGGAUGGCGCCUUUUAUCAUUGUGCAUGGCAAAUGUUGGCUGGUCGGCAGGUUCGUGGGGACCAAGUACGUCACCCGU
Astrephomene gubernaculifera is the source of this 2612-nucleotide messenger RNA. The record is from the annotation of a GenBank genome assembly. NCBI's taxonomy places the organism in Eukaryota, Viridiplantae, Chlorophyta, Chlorophyceae, Chlamydomonadales, Astrephomenaceae.